Molecule: messenger RNA, 756 nt
Organism: Hippopotamus amphibius kiboko
Lineage: Eukaryota; Metazoa; Chordata; Mammalia; Artiodactyla; Hippopotamidae
Product: membrane-spanning 4-domains subfamily A member 8-like
Exons: 6
Coding region: 1-756 (251 amino acids)
Biological process (GO): cell surface receptor signaling pathway
Cellular component (GO): plasma membrane
Source: RefSeq, a predicted model, not a curated record
AUGAAUCCAAUGACUUCAGCGGACCCCAUGGUCAACUCUGUGUUUAUGGGGACACCCCAAAAUGCGUAUACUGUGUCUCCAGGAGGCACGUCUCAGGUGCCCCUAUAUCCAAACUAUCAGCCCCAAGUCCAGGUAAUUCACGGGAACCCACCUGGUUUGGGAGCAUCUGUGAGUCAGCAACCUGCCCAGAGAGCCCUGAAAGAAGGCAAAGUCUUAGGGGCCAUCCAGAUCCUGAUCGGCCUGGUUCACUUCAGCAUCGGCUCUGUCAUGGCGACCGUCUUGUGGAGCUAUAUCACUAUCUCAUUCUACAGAGGCUUUCCCUUCUGGGGAGGCAUCUUGUUCAUCAUGUCAGGAUCCUUCUCGGUGUCAGCAGAAAAGUAUCCCACAUCUUCUGGCCUGCUGAAUGGCAGCUGUACCUUGAACAUCAUCAGUGCAAUCAGCUCUCUGGUUGGAAUCAUACUCUUAUCCUUGGAUUUAAUUUAUACCAACAUCUACAUCACUCCUCUGCACUUAGUUCCUCCCCAUCUGGUCUGGUUCCAGAUUCCUGGAAUGGCAACUUCUGGUGUGCUGCUCAUCUUCUGCCUCCUGGAGUUCUGCAUUGCAAGUGCCGCUGCACACUUUGGCCUCCAGCUUUUCCGCUACAAACGCAACAAUGUGGGUGUGGUCUACCCAAAUAUCUAUGUGACAAACCCAGUGGUCAUCCCAGAACCAGUGAACUCACCACCAAGUUAUUCCGAGGUCCAGGACGCCAAAUAA